This is a messenger RNA of Habropoda laboriosa, 1260 nucleotides long. Its product is annotated as coilin-like. The record is from RefSeq and is a predicted model, not a curated record. Gene Ontology annotation, molecular function: U1 snRNA binding; U2 snRNA binding. Lineage: Eukaryota; Metazoa; Arthropoda; Insecta; Hymenoptera; Apidae. Gene Ontology annotation, biological process: spliceosomal snRNP assembly. The transcript has 6 exons. The coding region runs from base 1 to 1260 and encodes 419 amino acids. Gene Ontology annotation, cellular component: Cajal body.
AUGAGUCCAUCAAAUUUUCGCAUUAAACUCAAUUUGGAUAAAUUUUACGAUGACGUACGCCGUUACUGUUGGGUUUUCAUCGAUGGUACAAAAAUGUUAAAAAUCAAUCAUGUGAUGGAACAUAUCAUGAAAUUGUUUAAAAUCAAACAACCGUUUCAUUUGCUGUUAAACGAAACCGAAUAUUUACCACCUAACGAGGACAUACGUAUUCUGAAGGAAAAUGAAACGAUCUUGGUUUCUCCUGGAUCUGGAUUGGAUAUUGGGUUAGAAUUAUGUAGGACUAUUCUAAAGCUACCGGAAGAUGAAAGUUUCAUACAGUCAAAGAGAAAUACAAACACUGUUCAACAUAAACAAUUGCAAGCUAACCUAUCUCCAAUUUUAUCAAACCCAGUUCCAGAAAUAGUAUUUAAUAAGAAUACAAACUUAUUUGAAAAUGAUAUUCCAGACAUUACCAUGGUAUCUAAUGAAAUAGAAAGUAGCGAGAUAGCUAUUAGAGAUGAGGUAGCUAUUAAUACAAUGGAAAAUAUGACAUGUCCAAAAAGAAUACGAGCACGACGUAAAAAGAAGGAAAAGAAAAAUACUCAGCGACAGGAAAUAGAAGAAGACAAAUCGAGAAAACCCAGGAUUGCAGAUAUACGUAUCAUUCCAUCUGGCAAACAUAUUCGGUUUGAUAAUACAGAUCAUGUGGACAUUACAGAAAAGGAAGUUGAUCAUGCAGAAACAGUGAAUGGUUCUAACACACCUAAGCUAUCACCACCUUGGGAACUUGCUAAUUUAUUGUCAUUAGGACAAAAUUCUACUCCACUUACUUUUACCAACAAGAAGGUGAAGAAGCCAGACAAAGUAGAGCCCAUGUUUGAAGAAGAAACGCAGUCUAUUAUUUCCCCUGACAACAAAAAUGAGAACACAGUUUUAAAUAAAGAUUACGAAUCCUAUCCACUUUUGACAGAAAAACCAAAAGUUAAAGAUAUUAUAGCGUUUAAAAUGUUGAAAAUUGGAUCAGAUUGGACACCACAAGUAUCAAACUUUAUCGAAGGAGAGGUGUUAUCUUAUUACCCACUAUCAUCACUGUACACCCUGAAAGUACUGCAAGGCUUAUCAGAGUUGCAAGUACCAGUAGGAAAAUUCACAAUUAUAGAAAAGGAAGAAGAACGAAUUGUGAACGACACAAUUACAUUAAAUUAUUCACAAAUAAUGACGCCACGAAUUGUGUCUACGUGUAAUUCAAGUUCAGAUACUCCCACAAAUUGUGUUAAUUAG